CCGUUACAAGAUGCCUCGCAGGAUUGCUUUAGGCUGGUUUAUGACAGCGAGCUGGUUGAUUUCAGUGUGGCUCCAUCUCCAAGAGACGAAGACUGGCGCUUUGUGAAAGCUCCGAGUGUCGGAUGCAGCGAUCCGAUUCCGCUUUUUCGGCGACGGAAUACCGAUCACAGACGGGCGAAUGUACACUCGGACCGUAAAGGAGUGGAAGAGGCUUGGAAUAACCUGUUUGCUGUUUACCAAGACAUUUUGAACACAUGGACCAACCUGUAUAUGGCUUUGUUAAUUUUGCUUUGGACCUCCAAGAAGCUAGGGUAACUUCACCCAGGAUGCAGAAAUGAAUGUCAGAAGGCGAAGAUGAAUUUGAAGCUUUUAAAAAAACUUGUGUGGUGUUCACUGCUUGUCCUGCCGAUACUGAUGUUACUUGUCGGCUUUUACAAUCAGGAUAAAUUCUUAAUGAGAAACAGUAACCGAAUCACAGCAUUGAAACCAGCGUGUGAAGCAAAUUAUUCUACAAAGAAGUGGAAUGCACAUAAUUCCAAUUUUACAAGGAAAACAAAACUCUUCUUGUCAUUAACUGAUUUUUUCUGGAAGAAUUUCAACUCCACAAUGGCCUUGCCAUAUGGAUUAAAAGGAACUGAACAACUAAUGAUGAAAAUUCUAGCACAUAUUCCUUACUCUGAACCUCCUCAACACAUUCAGAGUUUGAACUGCCGCACCUGUGCUGUGAUCGGAAAUGGGUACACUCUGAAAAACAGCUCACUGGGAAGCAUCAUCAACAAACAUGAUAUUGUAAUUAGGUUGAAUGAUGCCCCUGUAAGGGGAUAUGAAGAUGAUGUCGGCAAUAAAACAACCAUGAGGUUGUUUUAUCCUGAAUCAGCAUCCACCAAUCCAGAGGAACACAAUACUCCUGACACAUUAAUGGUGCUGGUGCCCUUUAAGUUUAAUGACCUGAGGUGGAUUAAGGAGAUUAUUUUAGAUGAAAAAAGGAACCUAAAAGGGUUCUGGAGAAACCCACCCCAGAUCUGGCAAGGUGACCUGAAUCAGAUCCGCAUACUUCAUCCAUAUUUCCUCUAUGAGACUGCAACCAAGCUGCUAAAUAUUCCUACCAAUUUCCCACCAAAGAGCAAGCAGAAACCAGUUCAUCCAACAACAGGGAUUUUGGCCAUCCAGAUGGCCCUCCAUUACUGUGAUGUUGUUAACGUAGCAGGGUUUGGUUACCCAAAGACUACUGAUUUGGAUCAUCCGGUACACUAUUACGGUAGCAAUAAAAUGAAAUCCAUGAAGGAUUCCUCCCAUGACCUCAGUGCGGAGUCGAGAGCGCUGAAGACAUUGAUGGAGGCAGGUGCCAUUCAGUUGCUGAGACAGCCUUCUUGACACUGGAAAACUAAUGGACAAAAUUAAGGAAACAUUAAAAACAUAAGUUGGACAAUACCUUUUUGUGAGAUUUGUACAAGCACUUCUCUUAAAUAUUCUCUGUUUAAUAUCUUUAAUACUUGAGGUUCAGCCCACCCUUUUCUAACUUGGACUGGGAGAGAGUUCACUGGGUGGAGGCAUCCAGUUUGCUACCUGGACGUCACUUCAUUUUCAAUGAAGUGUUUAUUCUUCUUUCAGAUUUAAUGUAGAUAUAUGCAUAUAUGAAAUCUACUAUGAUCCAUUAUAGAAAGUGUAUAAAAAGUAUUAACCCCUCCUUGGAGUUUUAUAACAGUGAAUAACUGUGGAUUUGAUGUGACUUUUUGACACUGAUCAUCAGAAAAAUACUCUUAAAUUUCAAAGUGAAAGAAAUGAUUACAAAUCAAUCUAAAUUUAUUGUAUUAAAUACAAAAUAAUUGAUGGCCUAAGUAUUUGUGCCCUUCGGUCAAUAUUUGACGAUGGCAGCCAUGAUAGCCUUGAGCCUGUGAGCUUUGGUAUCUCUCUAUUAGCUUUGCACAUCUAAACUCUAUCAUUUUUUCCCCAUUCUUCUUUGCAAAACUGCUCAAGCUCUGUCAGGUUGCAUGGAGAACCCAAGUGAACAGUUCUUUUUUCCAAGUACAGUUGCAAAUUCUCAUUUAAACUGAGAUCUGGACUCAAAUCUGGGCCACUCCAGGACAUUAAUGUUGUUUUUAAGCCAUUCCUGAGUAGUUUUGCCUUUAUUUUUGGGGCUGUUGUCUUACUGAAAAACGUAUCUUUCCUUUCUUGCAGAGUGCAGCAGGUUUGCAGACUUUUUACUCACUACUCUCGCAAGUCCUCCAUCUCUAUCAGCUGUUGCACAACUGCUUUUGCAAUCGUUUCGUUUUCUCUGACAAGUUGUGCUUGGAACUGUGAAUGAGCAACUGUUUUCAAGUCAAACCAUACAUUUUCAGCUGGACUGAGGUCACAACUCUGAUUGACCAGUAGGACAUUAGGACAUUAAUGUUGUUGUUAAGCCAUUCCUGUGUAUCUUUUGCUCUAUGAAUUGGGUUGUUGUCUUUCUGGAAGAUAAAUCACAGAUCUCUUGCAGAGUUUGUUAGAUUUUCCUCAAAGAUUUCCCUGUAUUGCACUCUCUUUACUCUCUCCCUUCAUAAUCUUUCCAGGGCCUGCUGCAGAGAAGCGUCCCCACAGUAUGAUACUACCACCACCAUGCUUGACAGUUGGUGUGUUUCUGAUAUAUGUGGUGUUUGGCUUUACCCAAAUGUAGCAUUUAGUGUGUUGGCCAAAAUGCUCAAUUUUGGCCUUAUCAAACCAUAGAAUUUUCUCCCUGCUGACUUCAGACUCUGCCAUGUACCUUCUGGCAGACUCUUAAGAUGUCAUGUGCAUUCGUUCAACAGUGGCUUUCUUUUUGCCACUCUCCCAUAAAGCUACAGUUGGUGACGCUCACGGACAAGAGUUGUUGCCUGCAUAGUCUCCCCAAUUGACCUAUCUGAACUCCGAGGUGUGUUGAAUGACUUGGACAUUAUGUUAGAUCCAUACUGUGACUGUAGUUUUCAAUAAUCUUGUUUCGGAGUUGCCUUUUUGCACUAGUUGUUAUCAGGGCAGUGGCUCAGCAGCAGUUGGACCUUCCAGAUAUCAGUGUAGCAGUGUAACAGGACUUGAAACAUUGUGACUACAGACAUUGAAUUAAUUCUGGGUUGCCUUCAUGAGUCUUUUUGUGAAUCAAUGUCAUAAAAGCCAGAUUAAAUGCUCUGUGAUUCAAUGUUGUAAAACAAUUAAACAUAAAAACGUCCAAAGGAGGGUGAAUGUUUUAAUAGGCAUGUAUUAAAUGGAUUGCUCUAUGGAGAACUGGUGAUUUUUAGUCACUUACAAAUUAACUAGUGGAAUAACAAGUUUAUUCCAUAAUUGUAUUUUUAAAUGAUUAAUAUAUUGCUUUUCAAUAUUUUCUUUUUAGAUUUAAGCUUAUUUGUAUUAUUGGGGUGUAAAUUGAAAUGGUUGAGUACUGUUCAGUAUCCAGUGUGGGUCCAUUUCAGCACAGCAACAUGUGUUGUUGGAUUUGAAUUAUAUAAAAGUAUAAUUAGAUGUUUUUGGACUGCGCACACAUAUUCGAGAUGUGAAUUUCAGAAAAGAAAGAGGUAGGAGGUGUCAGCUUCUUUAUAGGCUCAACACAUGCUGCAUACUUAAUAAAUUACAUGCUACUAAAAAAAAAAAAAAAAAAAAAAAUCCAAGUGCCCAGUGCUACUGUAUUUUACUUAGCGUCACUUACAAGGUUACAAGUUUCUGAAAGUUCAACCUCUUUCUGAGUUUUGAACACUGGUAUUACUUUGAUACCUCGAUUAAUUUGUACAACAUUCGUUUGGCAUUGCAUAAAGGUAUACUGUAUAUACAGUGUCAGAAUUAACAUCAUAUUACAGAAUAUGUUGUACAAUAGUAUUAGAAGGAAGAAAUAGUUGUUUACAUGACACCAUUCUCUGUAUUACAAUUGUAUUAAGAAGAAUGUGAACCUGAAAGAUUAAAAUCAAUGUCCUUUUACAUUUGUUUUUUAAACUUGUGUGUUCCCCUUGUCACUUUAUACGGUACAGGCAGCAUCAUUAGUUCUUCAUAGAGAUUGUGGAAGAAUAUAUGUCGAAAGGCAGAUAAUCAUUACGUAAAUUAUGAGGUUGUAAAAUAAAUUUUAUUUAAAGUACGACUUCAUUUUCUUUCAUAUUCAGGCCAGUACUGUUUGGUGCAAUGUAUACUUUAAUAUGUAUGUGGUGUACAACUGUUGAUAUAAAUCACCUAUAUACCAUUAAUUGCAUGGUGUCCCAAAAGCUGUGGAUUACAAAGGGAAAAAUGAUAAGCUUUGGGAUACAUUUCCUUCUUCCACCUGAAGAAAUUGUUGACAUAAAAUUUGUUUGUUAAGAAUUAGACCUGGUUCAGGAAAAUUAUUCCAGUUUUUUGUAUUUUAUCUGUAAUGCACAGCUUUUGAAGAACCCUGUAUAGUAUAUAUUUUGAAUUGUGCAGCCGAUUAGAUUUUCUUCACCCUAAAAAUUGUGCUUGAUGUAUAUGAUGCACACAAAUUCACAUUUGCACAUAAAUACAUGGGCACACCUAUACCUUUUGUGUGGUCUACUGUAUUUAUGUAUAUACCAGGCGUAUCUAAAUCUAUAGUACACAUACUUUGAAUGUGUAUAUAAAAUACAGUACAUUUAUAUAUAAACAUAAAUACAGUGGGCUCAGAAUGUAUUCACUUUUUUCAUAUUUUGUUAUAUCGCUCAAUUAAAAUCAUUUUUGAAAAUCAUUUUUGCUUAUGUCAACAACACUCAACAACCCAAAAUGACAGACUGCAAAAUCAAAAAGGAUUUUAGGAAUUGUUGCAAAUUUAUUAAAAAUAAAAGUAUUUAGACCCUUUACUCAGCACUUAGUUGAUGCCCCUUUGACAGAGAAUAAAAUUCAGAGUCUUCUUGGUUAUAACACAACAAGUUUCACACACUUGGAUUUGGGAAUUUUGUAUCAUUCUUCAAUGUUGAUCCUCUCAUGCUCUGUCUGGUUGGACGGAGACCUUCAGUGGACAGCUAUUUUUGUUCUCUCAAGAGAUGUUCGAUUGGGUUCAUUCCAAGAAUUGUCCCAAAGCCAUUCCUGUGUUGUUUAGGCUUUGUGCUUAGGGUUAUCAUUCCUUUGGAAAGUGACCUUUCGCCCCAGUCCGAGGUCCAGAGCACUCUGGAGCAGGUUUUCAUUAAGGAUAUGUCUGUGCUUUGCUCCUUUCAGCUUUCCCUCAAACCCGACUCGUUUUUCAGUUCCUGCUGCUGGAAAACAAUUCCACACUAUGAUGUUGCCACCAUCAUACUUCACUGUUGGAAUCGUAUUGCACACAUGAUGACAUUGCCUGGUUUCCUUUAGAAGUGACGCUUAGAAUUGAGGCCAAACUGUUGAAUCUUGGUUUUAUCAGACCAGAAAGACUUUUUGUCAUAGUAUGAGAGUCCUUUAGUUUCCUUUUCACAAACUGCAACCGCAUUUUCAUGUGUUGUCUUAUCCAUCAAUCUGGCUUAUCAUAAAGCCCAGAUUGAUGGAGUGUUGCAAUGGUGACUGUCCUUCUGGAAGUUUCUGCCAUCUUUACGUAUGCUUUCUGGAACUCAGCCUGAGUGACCAUUGGAUUCUUGGUCACUUCCCUUACCGAGAUCCUUUUCUUCAGCUUGAUCAGUUUGACCGGCAGCCACCUAUUAGAAGACCCAUAGUUGAUCCAAACAUUUAAGAAUAGCCACUGCGUUCUUGGGAACCUUCAGUGCUGCUUUUUAGUAGCUUUCCUCAGAUCUAUGCCUCGACACAAUCCUGUCACUAAGCUCUGCAGACAAUUCCUUUGACCUCAUAACUUGUUUUAUGCUCUGAUACACAUUGUCAGAUGUGGACGCUUCUAUAGAUAAGAGUGUGCCUUUCCUAAUCAUCAGUUGAAUUGACCACAAUUAGAACAAACAUUGUCCAGUCAACUGAAUUCACCACAGUAUACAGCAGAAACAUCUCAUUGAUAUUCAGUAAAAUGGGUUGCAUCAGAGCUAAAUUACAAGUGUCAUAGCAAAGGGUCUGAAUGCUUGUGUCAAUGUGAUAUUUCAGUUUUUAAUUUUUACCGAUUCUGUAAAAAUUACUGAAAUCCUGUUUUAGCAUUCUGCAUUAUUGAGUGUUUCUUGUCAAGGGAAAAAAUGAAUGUAAAUGAUUAUAGUAUAAGGCUCAACAUAACAAAAUGGGUAAAAGGUGAAGGUGUCAUUGUGAAGGUGUAGGUACACUGUAUAUAUGUGUGUGUUCAUGUACUAGGUAAUGAAACACUACACACACACACUUUUUAUAUAUAUAUAUAUAUAUAUAUAUA
This is a messenger RNA of Erpetoichthys calabaricus (reedfish), 6226 nucleotides long. It is a transcript of the gene st3gal4, whose product is annotated as ST3 beta-galactoside alpha-2,3-sialyltransferase 4. The transcript is spliced from 12 exons. Gene Ontology annotation, molecular function: sialyltransferase activity. NCBI's taxonomy places the organism in Eukaryota, Metazoa, Chordata, Cladistia, Polypteriformes, Polypteridae. The record is from RefSeq and is a predicted model, not a curated record. Gene Ontology annotation, biological process: glycolipid biosynthetic process. Bases 355 to 1374 code for a protein of 339 amino acids.